AUGAGUAGACCGUUGGAACUACGUACUCGCAAGCCCUCGCCGGAACGGCCAAAGGAACCGACUGCCAUGAGCUCCACCAACAGUAUGGGAUACCCGCCCAUAGCGCGUCCUGCUCCUGCCAAACAGCCCACUGCUGCCCUCUCGGCAACUAACUCAUAUGACCACAUGAACCCGGUCAUCGCCUCUGCUGCUUUCAACAACCCCUCCGAAGGCCGAAGUGAGCCACCGUCUCACGGCCAAAAGCGCGCAGCUUCCAUGUCUCCUGUCCCUGCAGUAUCUGCAAAGCAUGUAAAGAAGGAGAUUCCGAGCGAGGAGGUCCCGAGGCCGAUAUUUCCACGUCCUAUUCUUGAAAUCACGGGCAAUGGCCCUGUGUUUGAUUCUAACUGGUACCGUUCCGUUCUCGAAGACCCUGCACUGGCAGAGUAUUGUGCGCGAAAUAUCGAUUCCAUUUCUGCAGCAUACGACUCUCUUUUGAUAAACAAGGCACGGAUUGAGUAUGAUCUGCGAAGAGUGACGGAGAUUAUGUUCCAGCAUGGAAUCGAUUUAGAAGACGAGGGUGGAGACAACGAGGAUUAUGAGUAUGAGGAGUUUGACGGCUUUGAGGAGGAGGUGGACAACUACGAGGAGGAUGAGCUCUAG
Molecule: messenger RNA, 639 nt
Organism: Penicillium paradoxum
Lineage: Eukaryota; Fungi; Ascomycota; Eurotiomycetes; Eurotiales; Aspergillaceae
Exons: 1
Coding region: 1-639 (212 amino acids)
Source: RefSeq, a predicted model, not a curated record